Molecule: messenger RNA, 1773 nt
Organism: Dichomitus squalens LYAD-421 SS1
Lineage: Eukaryota; Fungi; Basidiomycota; Agaricomycetes; Polyporales; Polyporaceae
Exons: 15
Coding region: 1-1752 (583 amino acids)
Source: RefSeq, a predicted model, not a curated record
AUGAUUGCUCUCGUGGUCCUCGCCUCCAAUAUUCGCGAAGGCAUCGCGGUACCUCGUCGUCUCACAGCUGGGGUCCCCCACUACGCCCUGAAAUCUGUACCUGUUCUUAUCUCCCUGAUAAUACAAUGUUCUUGGUCGGUAGUGCGCGAGGAGAUCCAUAAGAUGCAGUUCCUGGUCAACCUCUCUCGUCAUGGCGAAGCGGGAGAGACGGCGAAGAAGACCAUAGAUUUGAACUAUGCACAUCAAAACUUGUUUGUAUGUACCUACACGUCUCGCCAGAACCGGGAUUGGCUGGUGUUCUGGGCGUGCUUGUUGUCUCUGAUCAUCCUCGCUCUUCAACCAUUUUCCGUCGCGCUGUUUUCUGUGCGGAUUACAUACGUCUCGAGCAUUAGCCAGGUUGGACUCAAUCCCCAGGCACACUGGAUAGACAUGAACGCGUUUUUGGGAGCAUCAGGAUUUGCGACUGCGAGGGUACUAUACGACCUCAGCUACCCUCCGUUCGUAGACUCUCACGGGUAUACCAUCGAAGAGUUCGAGCUGCCUGCCGUCACCAACGGUACCGUAUAUGCGGAUGUCUCUGCAGUUCAUUACCAGGCAUCGUGCCUCAGUCCGACUGACUCUUGGAUGGUUUCUGUAGAAGGCACUACUAUGGCCCACUGUAGUGCUACCUUUGAAGAGUGCCAGUUCUCGUGGGAUAUUACUGACGCAUCGACUAUUUCUUUCGGUUCGGCGACCCUGCCGGAUAAUAGCGGCUGCCAGAACUAUACCAACAUUCCCCUCCAGUUUCGUCCUGUGGUAUUCUACUUUGCGGAUGGACCUUCGCAUUCCAUCUCGGCCGUCACGGGCACGUAUGCCGCAUGUUUUACACAGUCGAGGCCAAUGCACGGUUUACUGAUGGUCCUAUGUCGCCCCGGAAUCUCGGUCUCCGAGGUAUCCGUCGCUGUUGACUUGGCCUCAAAAACAACCACCAUUGUGUCUCGCAUCGACGUCAGGUCACCUAUCGUUACGCAGCAGUCCGUCUACAACGGGCUCUUCUUCGAUGAGGAUAGCUUGGAUGUCAUGGCUUACGUACGAUUACAAGCAAUCCAACAGCAGCUGCCUGGCGCAAUAGUCCAGGCGGCUCGGGCCCAGAACACCAGUUUAGCGGAUACGUUGGCGCACAAUGGUUUGGCGGAUAUCACUGCUAGCAUCUACAACACGUAUCCUAGCCUCGUAGCGAAGACCAUUUACUUCGUCGACACCCAGCAGCCGGUCACUAUACGCCUAGGAGCGUGGUGCGACCGCCUGUUCAUAGUUCCUGUCUUCGUCUCUCUCGUCUCAGUCUCCUUGUUCGCCCUUGCUCUUGGAGGUAUCAAUAUACAACUACUCCAUCAGGACGCUCGUAGCCGCCUGGCCCUUCCACGAAACUACACGACCCCGAGAUCCUUCUUCCAAUUCGCAGGUGACCUGGAAGCACAAUAUCGGGUCGCAGCCGUACAACGUAGCGAGCGCGCGGGGCAGGACGCUGGAGAGCUGCGUCUCACGAUCUCCCCGAAGACUGGUCGUAUUACGGUCGUGGCGGACCCGAGGGACAGGCGCGCACCUUCGCUGUCUUCAGACUUGGCGGGCAGUCUGGAGAAGGAUAGCGGGGCUGGGAAGCACCUGCAGGGGAGUCUAUUCGCGACGAGGAGGCGGACUCAUCGCGGACACGAGCGCACACUUCUCAGCCUCGCUGAAGUCGAUCCUCGGGAUUUCGCAACCCUUGUGCCGUAGUGUAUAUUCAUGGCCUCACCC